Messenger RNA from Diuraphis noxia (Russian wheat aphid), 1789 nucleotides. Its product is annotated as cyclin-dependent kinase 2-like. NCBI's taxonomy places the organism in Eukaryota, Metazoa, Arthropoda, Insecta, Hemiptera, Aphididae. Gene Ontology annotation, molecular function: protein serine/threonine kinase activity; ATP binding. Gene Ontology annotation, cellular component: nucleus. The record is from RefSeq and is a predicted model, not a curated record. Gene Ontology annotation, biological process: protein phosphorylation.
UUAACUAUUUUUUUUUCUCCUUUCAAGUCUUACGUCGUCUCUUUACUCGUUGACUAUACGCCACCUUCUCCUCUGCGAAUUUCACCGGACGCAAUUUUUUUUUCAUCGUAGUUGUUUUUCCGCAAUUCGUAUUCUUUUCACUACGUUUCGUGACACCUACAGCCUAUCCCUACACGGCGGCCAACGAGUCAUGCAGAGCGCCUUGAAAAGCAGACAGUUUGUGAAAGAAGGUCCCACGAAAAACGUCAGCAUCAACGUCAACUAUGACAAGCUGGAGCAGAUUGGCGAAGGGACGUAUGGGGUUGUGUACAAAGCGCUAGACAAGCAGACCAACAAGUUUGUUGCUCUGAAAAAAGUCAGAAUGGAGUCAAGUGCAGAAGGUGUACCUUCGACAGCCAUGAGAGAGAUUUCAUUGUUGAAGGAAAUAAACCAUGAAAAUGUCGUCAAACUCUAUGAUGUCAUUAUGUCUGACAAGAAAUUGUUUCUUGUAUUUGAAUUUAUGGACUAUGAUUUAAAAAAAGUAUUAGAAUUGCGCAGAAAAGAAUUUGGAUUUGGAUUACCUGAACCUCAAAUCAAGAGUUACUUAUACCAAAUACUAAAUGCGUUAGCAUAUUGUCAUAUUCAUCGCAUAGUUCAUCGAGAUCUGAAGCCACAAAACCUUUUGGUAAAUACUGCUGGUGGUAUAAUCAAAUUGGCAGACUUUGGAUUAGCUAGAGCAUUUUCAUUUCCCCUGCGUAACUAUACACAUGAAGUUAUAACUUUGUGGUAUAGAGCACCUGAGAUAUUAUUAGGAGCUAAGGUGUAUACCAUGGCUGUAGAUCUUUGGAGCCUUGGGUGUAUAUUCACAGAAAUGAUGACUUUGAGGCCAUUAUUUCCGGGCGAUUCAGAAAUUGACCAGUUAUUUAGAAUUUUUCGGACUCUCGGAACUCCAACAGAUGUUACAUGGCCUGGAGUACAUAAAUUACCAGAUUUUAAACCAUUAUUUCCUCUAUGGGAAGCACGUCUCAUUGAAGAAUUCUUACCUGAACUCUCUGAUAAAGAUCAACAAAAUGUUUUUUAUGCAAUGUGUACCUACAAUCCGGCAAACAGAAUGUCGGCUGAAAAAAUAUUGGAAAUGGAUUAUUUUCAUAGUUUAAGACUGGCAUCUCUACCGGAAACACCUUAAAUAAUAUCGAUAAUUUUUAACUUUUAUUUUAGUGAGUUAUGAAUAUCUGGUUUAUUUUGGAGUGUUGAGGACAUUCUAGUUAUACCAAAUUAAAUUUUAAAUUUUAAAGUGUAAAUAGUUAGUAAAAUACAACCAUUGACCAAAAGUUAAAAUUGAAGUUAAUAUUAUGACUUGCUUUGGGCCAAAAACAUAUGUAUAAAAAAUAAUCGACACAAGUUCAAACCUGUAACAAGAUAAAUGUAUUCCAUUUUUUUUUCUUUUUGUUAAAAAUUUUACUUUAUUAUGUAUUGAAUUUUGUUUUGAUUUUUUUUCCCUUAUUAAUUUUUGUUUAGUUAAAUAUGCAAUUUAUCCCAUUAUUACUCUUGUACUUACUGUAUUAUAUUUUGAUUUUGUAUCAGUAUUCGAAUUAAGCCAUUUAUUUAUUUAUUAUUAUUAUUCUUAUUAUUAUCAUUAUCAUCACACAAUGUGCAUAUUGUACCAUAUAUCUAAAACAUUAAAACCCAACAUCUCAACUAUGCUGCUAAUGUCAGGAACUGUAAAUGUAGUAACCCUAUGCCACAUCUGGAAUGUUUUUAUAAAAAUGUUCUGCACAGUAGAUGGACAAAUAUAUAAUUCUUAAUUAUU